Messenger RNA from Mirounga angustirostris (Northern elephant seal), 4354 nucleotides. RefSeq names its product leucine rich repeat containing 32 (gene LRRC32). Lineage: Eukaryota; Metazoa; Chordata; Mammalia; Carnivora; Phocidae. Gene Ontology annotation, molecular function: transforming growth factor beta binding. Bases 186 to 2177 code for a protein of 663 amino acids. Gene Ontology annotation, cellular component: extracellular matrix. The record is from RefSeq and is a predicted model, not a curated record. The transcript has 4 exons.
AUUUAAAUUGGAGCCCGAGCCGCCCCCUCGCGGGUCGGGUUCCCGUGGGGCAGUGGAGCAGCCGUGGGCCUCCGCGGGCCGUGACCCCGGGGUCUGGCGCGGGGUGGGGCCGUGGGGGGGCAGGUUUGCGCAAGAUGUGCCGGGGCUGCGCGGGAGAGGAGCGGCGGCCGCGCUGAGCCAGAGCCAUGAGCCACCAGAUCCUGCUGCUCCUGGCCGUGCUGACCCAGGGCCUGGCCACCUCCCAACAGGGAGACAAGGUGCCCUGUGAGAUGGUCGACAAGGAGGUCUCGUGCCAGGGUCUUGGCCUGCUCCAGGUCCCCUCGAUGCUCCCACGGGACAUCGAGGCCCUCGACCUAUCUGGAAACCAGCUGCGGAGCAUCCUGGCCUCACCCCUGGGCUUCUACGUGGCCCUUCGACACCUGGACCUGAGCACCAACGAGAUCAGCUUCAUCCAGACAGGUGUCUUCCAGGCCCUGCCCCACCUGGAGCACCUCAACCUGGCCCGUAACCGCCUGGCAGCGGGCACCGUGCUGAGCACCCCUGGUCUGGGCCCCCUGCCUCGUGUGACAUCUCUGGACCUGUCGGGGAACAGCCUGUACAGUGGCCUGGUGGAGCGGCUGCUGGGGGAGGCGCCCGCCCUGCGCGCCCUCUCGCUGGCCGAGAACAGCCUGACCCGCCUGGCCCGCCAUACCUUCUGGGGCACGCCUGCGCUCGAGCGGCUCGACCUGCACAGCAACGUGCUCAUGGACAUCGAGGACGGUGCUUUCGAGGCCCUGCCCCACCUGGCCCACCUGAAUCUCUCCAGGAACUCCCUCACCUGCAUCUCCGACUUCAGCCUCCAGCAGCUGCGAGUACUUGACCUGAGCUGCAACAGUAUUGAGGCCUUUCAGACGGCCCCCGAGCCCCGGGCCGAGUAUCAGCUGGCCUGGCUCGACCUGCGGGAGAACAAACUGCUCCACUUCCCCGACUUGGCCGCGCUCCCGAGCCUCAUCUACCUGAACGUGUCCAACAACCUCAUCCGGCUCCCUGCAGGGCCACCCCAGGGCGGCGAGGGCAUCCACGCACCUUCUGAGGGCUGGUCGGCCUUGCCCUUCUCGAACCCCAGCCGGAACGCCAGCAGCCACCCCCUCUCCCAGCUCCUGAAUCUGGAUUUGAGCUACAAUGAGAUCGAGCUGGUCCCCGAGGGCUUUCUGGAGCCCCUGACCUCCCUUCGCUUCCUGAAUCUCAGUCGGAACUGCCUGCGAGGCUUUGCGGUGCUGCGCGCCGGCUUCCUGCCUUGCCUCGUGCACCUGGACGUGAGCCACAACGCGCUGGUGACGCUGGCGCUGGCCUCCAGAGCGCUGGGGUCCCUGCGGACGCUGCUCCUCCAGGACAACGCCCUGCAGGACCUGCCCCCGUACACUUUUGCUGGCCUGGCCAGUCUGCAGAGGCUGAACCUUCAGGGAAACCGGGUCAGGCCUUGUGGGGGCCCGGGGGAGCCUGGAGCCCUGGGGUGUGUGGCCUUCUCUGGCCUCUCCUCCCUCCGCAUCCUGAACCUGGUGGACAACGAGAUGGAGCGGCUGCGGGCGGGGGCCUUCCUCCACACGCCGCUUACCGAGCUGGACCUCUCUGCGAACCCCGGGCUGGACGUGGUCACAGGGGCCCUGGCAGGCCUGGAGGCCUCCUUGGAGGUCCUGGCCCUGCAAGGCAACGGGCUGGCCGUCUUGCAAGUGGACCUGCCCUGCUUCAGCUGCCUUAAGCGUCUCAACCUCGCCGAGAACCGCCUGAGCCGUCUGCCCGCCUGGACGCAGGCCGUGUCCCUGGAGGUACUGGACCUGAGGAACAACAGCUUCAGCCUCCUGCCCGGCAGCGCCAUGGGUGGCCUGGAGCCCAGCCUCCGGCGCCUCUACCUGCAGGGCAAUCCGCUGAGCUGCUGCGGCAAUGGCUGGCUGGCCGCCCAGCUGCACCAAGGCCGUGUGGACGUGGACGGCACCCAGGACCUGACCUGCCGCUUCGGCUCCCAGGAGGAGGUGGCCCUGAGCCACGUGCGCCCCGAGGACUGUGAGAAGGGGGGGCUCAAGAACGUCAACCUCAUCAUCAUCCUCACCUUUGCGCUGGUCUCGGCCAUCCUCCUCACCACCCUGGCCACCUGUUGCUGUGUCCGCCGGCAGAAGUUCGGCCAGCAGUACAAAGCCUAGAGAAGCCGGGGGCGGCAGAACGGUGCAGCCGGGAGACCUGCCCAGGCUCUCUCCCAUCUCCUCCAUCUGAAAUGUCUCACCUACCCGGACCCACCUGCCAAACUCCUGUUUCAACUCUGGCCUGUACCACCUCUUCUGGGGAGUCUGCCCUCAUUUCCCUCCACAGCCCCAGGCUGCUGUGGGCCACAGCGGUGGAGAUCCCUGCCUCAUCUGCCACCAGACUAAGAGCUUCUACCUGAGUCCUUUCUGUGUCCCCAGGGCCUGUGAACCAACACAGAAGGUGAGUUCAGAAAAGGUUUCCUGAAUGCAGGACCCCGACCCUGCAGGACUUAAACACUUAUGGGGAUUAAGAUCAGCCCUCAGAAAGAGAAGGGGGCAACGGGCUUCUCAGACAGAUGCAGGGGACACAGGGGACACAGAGGGGGGGAUGCAGGAUGUGGGCAGCCUGGCCAGUGAAGAGGCAAAGGAAAAAUCUUCUCUCAACAUCCUCUACCUCCCAUCACUUUCUUUUGCCCCUGGGACCCUGUUUUAUCUUCUUCCUUUCCUCCUUCCCUGACUCUUCACUUCUCCUUUCCCUCCCUUGGUCGUCUCCACCAAUCCCCCCCCCAACCCAGAAGCAGUUGGGGCUGUGGUGGCUCAGAGUGGGGAGGGGCAGAAGGGAGGGAGGCCAGAGCUGUUUAUAGGAACUGGAGCAGCUCCAUCCAUCAGCUCUGUUUGGAGCGGGAGACCAAGCAUAAUAAAUACCUUGGCUCCUCCCCAGCUGUGCUUUUCCUGAACUUGGCCAUUCGAACUCCAAAUCUCUCUGGCCCACUGGUUCUCAGGACCCAGCUCCCACCCCACCCCACCCUCCUCCCACCUCCCACCAAGCCGCCCUGGAAAGAUCCCUGCCUCUGGGACCAGAAACGCAGGGCUAAGUCUAGGCUCUGCUUUGGCCGUAAGGGCAAGUCCUGCCACUUGUCUGUGCUUCCACUUCCCCAUCCCUAAAAUGGGGUCAUAAUCACUGCCCACCAAAAGCACAGUGCUGUUCACUCUUUAGGCCUGAGUGGCUUGAGCACCCGCUCUGUGCUGGGCCCCGCAGGGUUCCUGGGAACAGUCAGACAGGGCCUCUGCCUAUUGGGUGGAAGGCGAGGCCACACCUCAUCACAAGCGGGAAGUGGUCAGCGCCACGAGGGAGGUCCAGAUUUUGUGCUCGGGAAGAUUGUUUGCAGCAGGGAGCGGCCCUUCCAGCUGGAGGAGAGCAGACUUCGAGGACAUCUGGGCUGGCCAGGCAGGGAAGGGUAGGAUUUCAACACUCGGAGGUGGGGAGAGGUUCUUCCCAGGCAGAACGAACGGGAACCAGCAAACCUGGGUCUGGACGGGGCAGAGAGGAGUCUCCCGACUUUGUCCUCUCUGGUUCUUUAGCACCUUCCACCCCAACCUUCCAGCCUUCUGGAAUCUUCUUUCCUUCCCUGGAGAGCUUCCGACUCAUCCAAGUCGUGGACGUGUUCCUGAAAUUCUGCAGUCAUGUCCCAACCACACCCACCCCGCACACACCAAAAGCCACCCCAGAAAGUGGAAGACCCAGAUCAGGGGAAACAUCACUGGCCAAUAGCACAUGUUUCUGGAAUGAAUAAGGGAAUACAUGCAUAAAGGAAUGAAUGGAAGAGUGAGUCAAUGAAGAGGAGAAUAAAUGAGUAAGUGAAUUACUACAUUCAACUGACAUUUAUUUUUCUUAAGCCCCUGCUACACACCACGUUAGGUGCUGGGCGUACAAGGUCCCGCCCCUCGCUGUACUCGCUGUCUGCUGGAGGAAACGGAUGUUCACACGGGGCCGUGGGCACACACACGCGCGCACACACGCACACACACGCACACACGGAUAAGGACAGAAUGGCUAUGCGGGGAAACGAAGGGGAGGUGUAACUGAGAUGUCCUCUCUGAGGACGCCAGCUGUAAGCCGAGCCUGGAGGAGGACUUAAGAGGAGAGAGUGGAUAGGGGCGCCUGGGUGGCUCAGUCGUUAAUCGUCUGCCUUCGGCUCAGGUCAUGGCCCCGGGGUCCUGGGAUCGAGCCCUGCAUUGGGCUCCCUGCUUGGUGGGCAGCCUGCUUCUCCCUCUCCCACUCCCCCUGCUUGUGUUCCUGCUCUCGCUAUCUCUCUCUGUCAAAUAAAUAAAGAAAAUCCUAAAAAAAAAAAAAAAAA